GGCCAGCUGCGGCCUCCAGGAACUUGUGGAUGAUUCAGAUCCCACGUGUUUUUGGUGCCUUUCACAAAGCCGGUUUGGUCAGCAACUUCGAGGUUCAAUGGGCUUGGGACUGCAAGGAGCUGCUGAACAACAUCUUUCAACCCCUCUUCGAGGUGGCACUCGACCCUGCCAGUCACGCUGACUUGGCGGAAGUUCUGCCGGUGAUCACUGGCGUGGACAGCGUGGACGACGAGAGCGUGCCGGACCAGUUGUGCGCACGCCGUUCUCAGCUCUACUCGGAGGGGCAGCUCUUGCCCAGCGAGGGCGAUGUCUUGCGGCCGCAGCUCUGGGCGGUGAGUGAAAACCCACCUUAUUCGUACUACUCCUUCUACAUCUAUGUGAAUCUAUGCAGGUUCAACCACCUCUGCAAGAUGCUGGGGCGUCCCUGGCACCUCACGUUUCGCCCACACGCAGGGGAGGCCGGAGAGGUCCACCAUCUCGCGACCACCUUCCUCUUGGCCGAGGGUAUCAACCAUGGGGUGAACCUCCAACACAGUCCAGUGCUGCAGUACCUGUACUUCCUCACGCAGAUUGGCAUUUCGGUGUCGCCCUUGUCUAACAAUGCCCUUUUCCUGAAGAUGAGCAAGAACCCCUUUCCCGAGUUCUUCCAGCGCGGUCUCAACGUGACCUUGAGCACGGAUGAUCCGCUCAUGUUCCACACCACCAAGGAGCCCCUGCUUGAAGAGUACACGACGGCCCGCGCCAUCUAUGGCCUUUCAGGGACGGACAUGUGCGAGAUAGCUGGAAACAGCGUGCGGCAAAGCUCUUUCGCACCCAGAGGCCAUCCUGCAGCGGGGUCUCGAGUCUUGGGCACUUCAAGGGGCUGGCACAUGGACACGCAGUUUUCCAACAUCCCACAGAGACGUCUCAACUAUCGGAGACGGUGUUUGGCGAAGGAGUUGAGCUUCCUGCGCAGCGGCGUGGCCCCGGCCAAGGACGUUCCAACCGUGCCAGAGAUAGAGUUGGACUGGUUGAAGUUGGACUUGUGACCUGCGCCUGGCGGUGUGAAGGAUGUGACUGCUGGAAAUGGCCUCUUUGGCUUCUUUCAUCUUGUCGUCAAAAAUUGAAGAAUUUGAACUUAG
This is a messenger RNA of Cladocopium goreaui, 1121 nucleotides long. NCBI's taxonomy places the organism in Eukaryota, Dinophyceae, Suessiales, Symbiodiniaceae. The record is from the annotation of a GenBank genome assembly.